ACAUUCCUUUUUGCAUCGUCAUAAACAGCUGGCUAGAAUGAAAGCAAAACUGCAAACAGCUUCCCUGUGAUAUUAUUCACAUGCUACUAUAAAUAUUCCAGUUUCUGCUUAACCACAAGCUGACAGCUGAGAGUUGCUACAGGUCACACAAUGUCAAGUUCCUUGAUUCCAGAUCAGGGAGCGCUAAGUGUCCUGUACCUGGUCCUGACGCUCAUGUUUUACAGUUGUUUUGGUGAAACAGAAGUUUCAAGAAAAUCACCAACUAUUAUUUUCCCAAAGAACUCCACAAUCCCUGUCCAAGGAGCUUGUAACCAAAAAGUAACAUGCAAAGCUCGCACCUUUUAUUCCGACUUCCACGUUAUUUAUUGGUUGUCAAAUAACAACUUUAUAGAAGACGAGCACCCUGAUGGGAGGGUGAUGGAGUUACCUGACACACCGCACCAUGCAUCCUUCAUUGCGGAGAAAUCGCUGGUCUUCUCACACAUGAUGCAAGAAGACUACAGCAGAACAUUCACCUGUGUGAUACAGGACCCCUCAGGUGUGGACUUCAGAGACUUCACUUUGAUGCAGACAGAGUCUGGGAACAGGACGAACAUGCACUGCAGGACACAUCUUGGAAGACAAAACGUCCAACUGGACCAGGAUGUCUAGCGCGUUUUUGUGUUGACCAAGAAGAUUCUGCUGCAGGUGGAAUACUGAGGAUAAUAAAGUAUAAUACUGACAGACAAAGAUACAACUGUUAGGCGCUGUCGCAAAGACAAUACAGACAGGAUCAGUCGGAAUAAUCAAUGGACAGGUCUAUAGCUAACGCUAUGAAUAAAUUACCCCUUGGAUGGAUUGAAUUUGGACCAUUAUAAAAGAACUGAUUUAUUAAAUGAAUGGAAUUUGUAUACAACAACCUAAAAGCUUUAUAACUAUUCUAAGUUACAUCAACCAUACAUUGUAAUAUGCAUUUAAAAACAAGGAUGGAUAUUUAAACCUUAACCACGAUGAGUGCUUUCAAUUUCAGUAUUAAAGGUGUCCAAUGGGUAUAUAGGAUACCCUUAGAUACAGCUGUAUUUGUUGGAUGAGGGUUACUGAGUUUUCAUAGGUUAAUAUUUAUCAUUUCAUGUACUGUAGGGUAUUAACUUCCAGUAAUCUCAAUAAAUAUAUUAUUUUUUUAUGUCUGUGAUCAUUCUUUCCUAUUGGUAAGAAAGAAAAAAAUAACAGUUGUGGGUGGGCCCUAUUAAAACCUUUAAAUAUUUACCUUA
This is a messenger RNA of Bombina bombina (fire-bellied toad), 1250 nucleotides long. RefSeq names its product interleukin-1 receptor type 2. The transcript has 6 exons. NCBI's taxonomy places the organism in Eukaryota, Metazoa, Chordata, Amphibia, Anura, Bombinatoridae. The record is from RefSeq and is a predicted model, not a curated record. The coding region runs from base 151 to 651 and encodes 166 amino acids.